UGAUAAGCAAAGCACUUGCAGUAGAUUUAUUAACCUACGUUCGAGGAACAAUGUAUAAAAGAGCGAGCAUACUGGAUGGAACGGGUUGUGAAGUGAAGUGUUUUGCGGAAACGUAUCAGUAAACUAAUACAUUGCAUCGGAUUGCAUUUGAAUGAUUGCUCUGUCGAGCGUUUUUAUAUCAAUUAUUGUGUGAAUAUAUGCAAAGUGUGAAACUUGAAUGUUUACAUAAAUAUAAUGCUGUUAUUGGAAUCGAAAACGUGAAUUUCUAAAUAUGUUUGCCAUGUGAUAUAGUGAAUAUUAAAGUAAAUGGUAUGGAGUUUUUACAAAGGGAUAUAUAAAUAUUUCAAUAUAACAUUAAGUGUGCUGUUUUUGGUUUAUUUUUACCAAACCACAUAACAUUAAUUUAACAAACUAUUUACGGAUGCAUGAAAAAGACUAACAAUUCAUUAUGACUUUGUCUAGAACGCGAACAUUUUAUUUUUAAUACGUACGGUACGUUUUCAAGACACUAUGGGGAGCAGAAGAAAGACAGAGUAUAACAUUGUGAUACUCGGGGCUCUGGGUGUCGGAAAAUCAGCUCUGACAGUGAAGUACAUGACUAAACGAUUUAUUAUGGAAUACGAUCCAUUUAUAGAAGAUAUUUACACGAAACAUGAAGGUGUUGAAAGCCAGGACUUCUUCGUCAACGUCAUGGACACGUUUGAGAAGGACGAUUCUAACUCUCAGCGUUAUUUCCGUUGGGCGGACGCGUACAUGAUUGUCUACAGCAUAACAGAUAGGACGAGUUUUGAGACGGCAAAAGAUUACACGUGCAAAGUAUCUGAUUAUUUGAAGAAUGCCAACAAGGAGUGUCCAAUUGCUUUAGUUGGGAACAAAUCUGAUUUAGAAAGAUACAGACAGGUCAGUAAGUCAGAUGGACAAACCUUAUGCACGGACCAUUGCGGACUAUUCUUUGAGUGCACAGCGGCAGAGGACUAUGAAUGUGUCGAGGACGUGUUCCACGGACUUGUGCAUGCAAUACAGAAAUCGCGUGGAGAUAGGAGUUUAGUUUAUUCGCCGCUCUUUAUAUCUGAGGACAGGGUACAUGCUGGGCAAAAGGCUAGACCGCGAUCUCCGAAAAACAGUACAGACAAGAAGGACGAUAUCAAACAAGCGAACAAGAAAAAUCCAUCCAGUUUUAAGCUUUUCAAUAAAAGUUUUAAAAUAUUUAACUAAGACGAAUUGUUUUUAGCAAUCAAUUGUCAUGCAACAUACGUCUGCUACAUUUCGAACGGAGUAAGAGACUUUAAAUGGGAACGCAUUUCUCACAAACAGUAAAUGCAAGCGUAAAAUUAAUGCAAAUCAUUAUGCUGAAUCAAUAAUAAACUAUGUGUUUUCUCUUUUUAUAAUUUAUUGUAUCGUCCAUUUUGUUAUAUGUACAUGUUUACAUUACAUUUACGUUACCUUUGUGUUAUUCUCUACACGUGCUUCGUUCAUAAGAAUGAAUGCCAUAAACUCAUAUCUCAUGCGUGUAUUACUGGGCUUUGAUAGUUAAAAGAACGAUUUUUUUGCCAUCUGGAUAAAGAAUGACCAUGUUGUGGCUAAUCGAUGUUGAUAAAAUUUGAUCAAAAUCUCAAAGUUG
Molecule: messenger RNA, 1621 nt
Organism: Dreissena polymorpha
Lineage: Eukaryota; Metazoa; Mollusca; Bivalvia; Myida; Dreissenidae
Product: ras-like protein family member 12
Exons: 5
Coding region: 511-1215 (234 amino acids)
Molecular function (GO): GTP binding; GTPase activity
Source: RefSeq, a predicted model, not a curated record